AUGCGUACCUCUAUCAUUUCUGCCGUUGCCGCUAUGGCCCUCUCUGCCGAGGCAGCAAAGAGCUACAUCCCCUACGUCUGGAAUAACACAGCCCCUGCCAUUGACGGCCAGCUUGUGCAGGCUAUCAACGGCCUCUUCAAUGUUGGUGGAACUGCCGACGGCAAGUGCUCCGGUAGCUGCCCUUCUGCCAACAAGACCAUCAUCACCCAAAGAUCGAACGACGACUUUUGGCUCAACGUCGCCGACCCUCAGGGACAGCAGAUGUACGUCUUCGACCAAGACUUGAAGUACACUCUUCCCAAGACCGACAAGGUCUCCGGCCCCGAUGAACAGGCCACCAACGGUCCUUUCUCCAUCGACUUUGACGACUAUGCUCAGGAGACUGUCCUCAGGUUCCAGGGAAAUGACUGGGCUGCUUGCAAAGCAUUCGAUGUCAACAAGGGCAUCACCCUCAAGGUUCAGCCUCUGGUCUACGGAGGUUCUCUCUGGGCCAAUGCUUACAGCUAUGAGUGCACUCCCUUCAAGAUGAGAUUGGAGGAGACCGAUGCACCUGCCGUCGACUACUACCGUCGCGAUUGCCCUUUCCGUUGGUUGAACUGCUGCCCUUUCUAUUGCAUGGGUCAAACUUGGGCCAUUGUUGAUGGCACCACCAACGAACCUGGUGAUAUUGUCAAGACUUGCCCCAACUGA
Molecule: messenger RNA, 690 nt
Organism: Aureobasidium namibiae CBS 147.97
Lineage: Eukaryota; Fungi; Ascomycota; Dothideomycetes; Dothideales; Saccotheciaceae
Exons: 1
Coding region: 1-690 (229 amino acids)
Source: RefSeq, a predicted model, not a curated record